Molecule: messenger RNA, 205 nt
Organism: Paramecium sonneborni
Lineage: Eukaryota; Ciliophora; Oligohymenophorea; Peniculida; Parameciidae
Source: the annotation of a GenBank genome assembly
AUGGCUUUUCGUUUUUUUAUCCUUAUCUUUUCCAUGUAAAGAUUUUUANCCAAUCUUUAAUUAGUAAUUAUAUAAUCUAUAUUGUAUUUAGGCUAAAGAAAAGAAAGAUAAAGAAGAAAGAGAAAAAUAAGAAAAAUUGGCUGCUGAACGGGCUGAAAGAGAUUUAUUACUUUAACGGGGUCGUAAGUAACCAUAUUAAGGAUGA